Messenger RNA from Arabidopsis thaliana (thale cress), 333 nucleotides. RefSeq lists its product as uncharacterized. The transcript is spliced from 2 exons. The record is from RefSeq and is marked reviewed. NCBI's taxonomy places the organism in Eukaryota, Viridiplantae, Streptophyta, Magnoliopsida, Brassicales, Brassicaceae. The coding region runs from base 1 to 333 and encodes 110 amino acids.
AUGAUUUGGGAUUCGAUGAGCCAUCACCCGACAAACCAAAGCAUCACCCGAGAAACUCAUACUGACCCGUCUCUAAAGCUCGAGUCUAUGAAUGCUGUCUUCCACAUAAGCUUCAAGGCCAACAGUUGCGACUACAAAUCGAGGAUCAAAGUUGGUGGUAAACCUGGUGCACUCUGUUACAAUCAGAACAAGAUCACUGUCACUUCUGAUGGUUUAUGUCGUUUAGCUAUCCACCUCAACUAUAUCUAUGAUCUUGUAUUUGUCUUCUAUCCUAUCAAAGUUGGUGGUAAAGCUGGUGCACUCGAUUUGUUACAGGCUCACCGAUUUGUUUGA